This is a messenger RNA of Camelus dromedarius (Arabian camel), 8712 nucleotides long. RefSeq lists its product as uncharacterized. The transcript is spliced from 19 exons. The record is from RefSeq and is a predicted model, not a curated record. The coding region runs from base 707 to 1528 and encodes 273 amino acids. NCBI's taxonomy places the organism in Eukaryota, Metazoa, Chordata, Mammalia, Artiodactyla, Camelidae.
GCCGGGGAGGGCAGGGCCGCCCGGAAGUCCUGACCUGCAGGUGGCGCCGGCCGGAGGCUGGGGCGUUGCUGCCACCAGUGGGCGGGGCAGCGGGGCAGCGGGGCGGGGGCACCCUCACCUGUCCGUGUGUGGGGAUCAGCCUGGGCUCCGUGGCCUCCGCUUGCACCGGACGUGGACCCAGGCUACCGGUGGGCAAGAUAGAGGACUGAGCCCAGGCACGCACGGCUGGCCAGGUGGGAUCCCCACCCCCGCUCAGCCUUCUUUCUGCAUGGAUGCUGAAGGACCAGGCUCACUUGAAGUUCUGAGUUUGAGCAGUAAGGUGGAAACAAAGAAACCAAUGGAAACAAAGAAACAAGUCAUUGUGGCAAAGCUCCCCACCACAGAGAAGCUGCCCUGAGUGGAAGGGAGGGUGUGGGCAUGCCCAUUUGUUUCGUGUCUCCCAGUGCUCUUCGCUUUCUUAUUGCAGACCUGCAUGGUUACAACAAAAUGAUCUGCAAAACUGAAAAUAUUUACUCUCUGGCUUUUACAGAAAAGGCUGACCAGCCUCUGGUUCCCGUACCGGUCAACUGAUUGGAGUACCUUUCCAGUUUGGAAACAUCUGGGCAGGCCCAGCUGGUAAGUUUACUUUUCUACUUUGACCAAGCAAACUGAAGCCAACAGAAGAGAACUUUCACCAGCAACUCCCAGCACAUCCGCUCGCCUUCUGAUGUCUGUGACCUCACUCUCGCUGCCCCACCUCUUAUUACAGAUUGAACAGGAUCCAGGGGGAAGUACCAAGCCUGUCCCAUCGGCCAUCCUGUGUGUCAUGUCCUGUGACCCAGUGGAUGCUCAGCACCCUCCAGCUGAAGAAACAGAUUGCCUUAGGUACAUGAAAGGUGAGGACACCUACUAUCCCCAUGGAGCGCAGGUGGGGCUGGGAGUCUGCUGUUUGUACAGCCGGUGGGCUCGUGUUGCUUUGGGCAUCCCUGUGCCUGAAUUCCUGCAGUACACUCGGUGCCUGUUUCCUAAUCUGCAAAACUGGAAUGAUGUUAACCAUCCCGCAGUGCAUUCCAUGGUGCAUCCUCGCCUAGAAUUGAGUGGAAGCAAGUCCAUCUCAGAAGGGACAUACCUGAAGAGAAAUGGCUUUCCAGACUCUGAAGGGCAGAGAAAGCACCAGCCUGGGUUAGAGAAAGAGAACAGCAUCUCUGAGCCCGUCCUGGGUGACCUCACAGAGAUCACCCUAGUGGCCCAGGCUAGUGACCGGGAACAUGUACCUUCCUGCAGCCAACCCCAGACGUCCACUGAUGCAUCAUAUACUGGCAAAGAUCCUGGCCUGGGGGGGUGUUGGCCGCCGGAGAUUCGCCAGAUGUUGGACUCCAGCUUAACCACCGGAAGUGGGCAGGAUGUGCUGAGGGGGCGGAGGCAGCCGCCAAGGCAGCGACGGAGGGGGCUGUCCCUGGCCAGCCGGUCAAUUUGUUCCCAUCUCAACAUUUGCUGUCCCAGUUUCGCAGGACGCCCUUCUCCAGUUUAUCCUUCUCCUGGGAGGUGACAUUUUAGGUUAUUGGGUCCCAGAUUGCUGGCACACUCAUCCCUGUUCUCAAACAUCUUUUAAACUUGGGUGAAGUGAUAAGUUGGGGAAGAAGAUGAUUUACUGAAAGUCUCCCGAGAAGAGAUUCAGACUGAACAGCUUUGUGUCGGACUUUGGAAGACCGCUGGUGCCCAAGGGGUUCUCUGGCAGCACAAUGACGAAUCUAGGUCCCUCUUUCACUGCUACGUCAAUGAAGUGGACCGCAUGGACAAGGCCAAAGCUGGUAUCCCAACCAUAGCCCUUGACAGUGAUGUUCGGCUCCAGGAAGCCAUCAGAUGCAGCAGGUGGCCAGAGAAGGAGCCUAACGGGCUCAUGAAAUGUGACACCCCCAGCUUCAUCAACACGGACCAGAACUCUUCCUUUGGGGAAGAUGAUCUCCUGAUUUUGGAACCACCGAUUGUUCUAGAAAAUAAGCCAGUUGCCCAGACCUCACACAAAGACUUGAAUUGGAAAUGUGCUUUGUCAAGUGUUUCUCUGAAGAUGUGAAGUCUGUCUUUGUAUGGCAGGAAGUCCCCUUUCACAAAAUUGUAUGUGUUUGUGUCUGAGAGAGAGAAAUGGAGACAGACAGAAAGACGGAGACAGAAGAGAGCCCCUCAGAAGAGAGCUAGUUAAGCACCCCAGACUGACGAAGACAGUGGAGAAUGCCUCUGAGUUUGGCACUGAUUGCCUGGAGAAUGCUGAAACCCAGGGAAGUGGGCAGCACAGACGUUUACUCAUUUAAUCCUGCCAACACAGUAGGAGAUAGAGUCUACAUAUUCCUCGCUACUUAAAAGAUCCCUGCCUUCUCUCUGCUCCUCCUGUCCAUGUCUCUCCCUCCACUUUUCCCCUUCUCCCCUCCUCCUCCCAUCUUCUCCGUCCCUCCCUUCCCCAACUUCUCUUGCAGAACACAGAGAGGAUAGCUGGCCCUCCUGCGCAUGCGCAGUCUGUGCCAGCUGGACCGAGGGUUGGAAGCUGCAACUCCGAGCCGGGGAUCGGCCCCAAAGGCUUCUCAGCUCUUUCGCCCGCUCAGUGGUGUGGGCGCUGCUCCCCGGGCUGAGAGCCUCCGGCUGUGAACCCCAGCUUCUCCUGUUGGAGUCGGGAAAAGGGAGCGUCAGUGCUGAGCGAGCUUCCGUCUCCUCCCUCAGUGUUUCUGCCCCAGUGAGAGGGCUCAGUAGUGCUCUGCCAGCAUGAUUUUGGGGCAAUUUGGGGGCAGAUAUCGUGCACAAGCAGUGAGAUAUUUCCAUGCAUUUUACUUUCCGGACAUCACCAUGGAACAUGUGGGGGUUUGUGCCUGCAGGCCGGGAUGCUGCAGGACUCCCUGGUCCAUCACCGUUAUGUCUUGGAGCUGCUCCAGUCAGUGAAUGACUUUCUGUGGCUUGGAGUACGUUUUGGUUACUGAGACCCUCGAAUUCCCAUAUGAAUUGUAGCAGCAGCUAGUCAGUUUCUGCAGAGGAGACCGCAGGGAUUGUGAUCGAGACCACGUUGAAUAUACGGAUCGUUCUGGGGAGCACUGCCAUUCCAAAAGCGCUGUCUUCUGAUCCAGCAAUGUGCCCUCACCUCCAGUAGCAUCCAUCCAGACACCGGAACUGACACUGGCCGUGCUCCGAACUGCCUCAGCCCUGAAGACACAACUGACAAAUAGAAGGGGACCACGCCCUGUUACAGCAGGGGUAUAUCAUGGACGUCCUCCCACUCCAGACUCACCCGGCCCUUUCAGAUAGAUUGGAGGGGUCUCCUGAUGUGCGGGUGUCGUCUCUUGUCCACGGAAACAUUUGGUGCGAGACUGCUGUGGACAAGGCCCUGGACCACGGCGAAACGCCGGCUCCCUCAGCGCCCGCAGCUCGCCUUGAUUUACCGCAUCAUUGUCUUGAUGGUGGACAGUUAAGUUUUCUCCAUUUUCCACUGUCAGAAAGAAUGUUUGAGUUGCAUCCUUCUUGUACAGAACUUCCUGUGAUCUUGUAUGUGUAUUCCUUUAGUUAAGGCUUCUGGAAAUUUAGUCCCUGGAUGUGACAUUUACAUUCAUCACAGACUCCUUUCAAGUGACUAGAAAUUCCUUCUCCAUUGGGGAAUGAAAAAAUGCACAAUUACUUAUGUAACCAAUUCUCUAUCGCUGGAUAUGAUUUCACUUCAGUUUUUCUUCCCACCUUUGUAAACAGUGCUGUGUAAAUGCCCUGAUGGGUACAUCUUUUUGGACUGAUUUUUUUUUCCUAAAGGAAACGAUUCCUAGAAGUGGAGUUGAGUCAGUGUGUAUGUACGUUUUUCAGAGCUUACAAAUCCAUUGAUAUGUCAUCCUCUGAAAAAGUCGCUCAUGAUUUGUUCUCCCACAGAUGGACACUAGCUAGAUUAUCUUAAAAAUAUUUGCCAAUAUGAUAAGCAAAAGUGCUUUUUCAUUGUUUUUUUUUGCAUUUGAUGACCAGUGAAGUUUUGAGCAUUUUUCACUCAUUAGUCAUUUGACUUUUUUAAAAUGAAUGAUUCCUUUUGUCCUUUGCCCACAUUUAAGUGAGGGAGCUUCUUGUUGCUUUGUGACAGCUUUUUGUAUGUUAUGAAAAUUAACUUCGUGAAUUCAUCAACAUGUAUCACAGAGCUUUUUCUUGUCAUUUCUUUCCUUUCAUUUUGUUCAGGAAGUUUUCUGAUUUUUGUUGUGGCUCAAACUAUUCUUAGGAUAGUAAAUGUCUUCCUUAUGGGUUUUAUCUUUGACAUUAUUCUUAGAAAUACUCUCUUAUAAUGGAAUAAAUCUCUUCUGUAGGUAUUUUUUAAUCUCUAAGAUGGAGAUUAUAAUAGUACAUGUUAUAGUGAGGAGAAGUUGAGUUAAUAAGAGCAAAGAGUUGUAUUUGCUGUUACUAGUACUUUUUAAUAUUUACAUCGCUAUCUGCAAUUUAUCUUGUGGUCAUUAUGACAGGAGUAGAAUUUAUUCUUUCCAGGUGAUUCUCUGUCCCAGGACAAUUAUCGAAUUCAUAAUUUUCUCUUUGAUUUGAAAUCCCACCUGUACAAAAUACUUACAUACACUAGAGUCUUUUUUGAGCUCAUGGUUCCCUUCUGUCAAUCUCCUUUCCUUACUCCAGCACCAUAUCUUACAUGUUGUAAAAAUUUAUUUAAUAACUGGCAGUCUGAUUUUUUUUGAUUCUUUUCUUCCAUCCCAAAUUUUCUUGUCAAGUAUUAUGACUUUAUUAUUCCUGAAGAAUUCCAAAAUAUUUUGUUCAAGUUAAAAAAAAUCAGAUUGGAAUUUUCAUGGGAUUUUUUAGUAAGUUUUGAAUUAUUCUUAGGAGAACUUACAUCUUUACAAAACUGCUUUUCUCCAUGCAAUAUGUUUAUGUCUCUACAUUCAUACCUCUUACUUUAACCCUCAGUACAGUCCUGAAGUUUCUCCAUUUAGAAUAUGGGCAUUAUUUUUGAAUUUAUUCCAGAUUAUUGUUUAUGUUUUUGUUAAUUUUGUAAGUGAGAAUUUUUUGCUAUUAUAUUUUUAAAUGUUUAAAACUGACAUUUAGAAAGGAAGAUUCGGUUUGUCAAUACUCACUUUGUAACUUGUCAUUUAAAAUUGUAAGUAUUAAGUACUUGUUCCAGAAUCCUUUCUUUUCUGUUUUUUAAAAUUUGUUUCCAAGAUUCUCAAAAUGUUCAUAGCUAAGUAGUAUAGGUGGGGACACAGAUGGAGAGAGGAAGUGUGGCUCACGAACAAACUGUGAGCAAUUUCAUGGCUGCCUUUAGGCUGGAGAAGCCACAGAAGAGCCCAGGUUAGACCAAGGGUGGCUUUGUAUGCACUUGAAAGCCAGCUUUCCUGCCUGUAUGGUGAAGCCUGGUGGGCGUGGCAGGUAGAUGAUCAAGGUCUGAUCAAGGUCAUUGGCUGCACAGAGCACUGUGUCUGUGAGAACUGGAGACCAUUACCAUGGGAAAUGCUUGGCGCCAGGAACACUGCAGGGGAGCUGGGGAGCCUGUGUGUUAAGGAUUUUCCAGCCCUGGGAGUGGGAAGAUGAGACUCUGCAUUCAGAUCUGAGUUUGAAUUCAUCCUCUCUUGUUUACUGGUCCUCUGACUUUUGUCAAGUUAUCUACCCGCUUUGAACUCCUGUUUUCUUGUCUCUCAAAACAGGAGAAUUACAGCCUGCUGCUAGAGUGUUUGAUCAGGGUAAAUGAUUUGUGUCUAUAAGAUGCCACGUACAGUCACAAUCUCAGUGAGAAAUGGGCUGUCGCCUCUUCUUCUGCAACUCAGUGCUCGAUAAGACAUCGGGGGAAAGCCAGUCCCUAAUUUGUAUGUGAUGCAAUGAGGAACAAAAUUAACGUCUUGCCUUUCCCUAGCAGGAUUCUUAUUUCUUUGCUUCAUUUACCUCUUUCCUCCUUUACUCUCCCCUUUCACCUCCUCCACCAAAAGAGACUGAGUCUGUCUCAGAACACUACAUUCAAAUUACUUUAAAUGUUGGCUCAUCCCCAUGAAAUUACAGUGAAAUUAAAAAUAAUCUGUACACGUCCCAGACAUGAUUAUAUUUGAUUUACACACACACACACACACACACACACACACACACACACACACACAAUCAGGCUACCUCCCAUUUGCUGAGGGAGAAGGACCACUUUUUCUGAGUUUUCAUUCACUGAGCGUGAGAGCAAAGUCUCUUAAGCAGAAAUUCGCCUGGCUUCUUGCAUGGUUUUUUAAAUUGGAUUUCUGCUUUGUGUCCACAGAAAUAGACUCCUAUUAGAAGAGGGGAAGUGGAGACAUAGAUAUUCUGCUGAGAUAUUGGUGUCAUCAUAUUUGAGUUGGAAAGGACUUACGACAGCAUAGAGUCGUACCUUUUUAUGGGUGAGAAUCCAUGAUAGUGUAACUUGGACAAGAACCCGGGUCUUCUGUCUUCAUGUCCACGCGGAUGAAGAGGCAACUGGGUGGGGGAUGGCAGGGAUCCUUACUUGAGUUCCGGGGUCUUGCUAGUUUCCAUUGUUCAGCUGCCUUUAGUUUAUGUCCAUGUGGCCUCUCAUGGGAAGGUCACUCUAUCCUGAUAGAUUGAGUUUCUAAUCAGCAAAAAGGUCUGGACCCACUCAUGUUUCCCAGAGAUUUUCUGCUGACCUGCUGACAGUUUAUAUACAUGAGAUCUUAGAAACUGCUGGAUAUAAAAUCCUUAUUGUUAUCAUUUGCCCUCGAGUUCCACAGGAAUGGGGUGCUGUCUCAGGCUGUCUAAGGCCAGCUCUGAACAAAGAUAGGGUGAUAGGCUGUGCAGCUGGACACUCCCCAGUCGAAUGGGAUUUCCACCUUAGUUUUUAGAAUCAGGCAGAUGAGUUCAAAUCUUACCUUUACCAGUUAUUAGCUUUGUGACCUUGAGGAAGAAACUUUACUUUUUUGGGGACAAAUUUUCUUUAUCCGUAAAUAAGUUCAGUAUUUAUUUUAGGGUUUUUGUUUUAGAAUAGAAUGAGCUAAUUCCCUCAUUUAUUCCUAAAAUACUGAUCACAUGGUUCUAUGCUGGUGACCUAGUGGUUGAUUACUAAGGGACUCAGUAGUGAGAAUGUGGGUGAGGCUCCCUGGAUAAUAGAGCUUAUAUUCCAUGAUAUGCUUGUAAAAGACUGGAUUGCAGUGGAUUUUUAGUAAAUGUCCAUUCUUUUCCUAAUCCCCAUUGAUUGUGUAUAUAUCUUUAUACUAAUAUAUGAACAAUUUUUUAUUGCAAUAUAAGUCUUUUUGUAGUAUUUAAAGUAUGUAGCUAUAACAAAAAUACGUGAAAUAAAAUGAUUUGACUUUUAUUUUCUUUUCAAUAAACAAAACAAAAUAAAAUAGAAAAGAAAAGAAAAAGUUUUGAAGGAGUAGAAAUAAUUUUAUUUCCGUGUAAUCGACUCCCUAUGUUAGGUUUUUCGGUUGUGUUCUUAAACAGCAUAUAAAAUUGACAGGUUUUGACUUCAGUGUUGAUAGCUGGGUGAGUAUAGUUUCUUUUUGUGGUUGUCUUUGAUGAAUUAUUUGCACUAGAUCAUAAAUAAUGUGCAUGUUACAUAUUGGAAACGAGGAAAGAGUGGAGACAUACUACCUCCAAUGCAGUCAUUUUGUUACCGAGUCCAAACUCAUUCUGCUCACCAAAUGACAGGCCAAUAAACUGGGAGAUGAGGUGUUGGAGCAAGGAAUAGUGACUUUAUUUGCAAAGCUGGCAGACCCAGAAGAUGGCAGACUGAUGUCCUGAAGAACCAUCUUCCCCAAGUCAGAAUUGAGUCUCCUUUUAUACUAAAAAGGGGUGGGGCUGCAGUUGGUUGUUGGAAACUUCUUGUUGUAUGAAUUGCUUGUCCUUUGAAUCCGCUGUUCUUGCAGCUGUCCAUGUGGAUCAAAUCAUGUUGCCAUUGUAAUACCUCCAAAAGUAAAACAAAGUUAUUCUCUAUUUUGCAACUUGCCAUCUCUACAUAAGUGCAGAUUAGUUAGCAUCCUUCAAGAUCACGGCCAGGAGAAGAGGCUGUCCUGGAUAUUUCAGUCUAAAGGCAACUUUCUUUUACAAAUGGUGCAGAGAUAGCAAGUCUGAGCCUAGAAAACAGGGCACAGGUUUAAAGCCAAAGGAACAGACCUAACAUGGGGUCAAAAUUGUUCUUUUCUAUUACAAUUCCCUUUUCCGCUUCAUAGAUAAUUUUAGUAAGAAACAUGAGCAAUUUUGUAUUUUUGCUUCUUAAUAACCGAUAAGUGGGCCAACUAUAUUUUUGUGAGCAGGGAUGCUGUGCGGGCAUAGGGGUCACAGCAAACUCUUGUUGGGGGUGGCCGACCCUGGAACAUGUCUGAUGCCCCGUGAGUGUUGGUGAGGGUCCCCUAGCCAGCGGCUCUCUUCAGGAGGCAGCAUAUGGGCAUUGAUAUCUGGAGACCUCAUUUUCGGCUGCAGGAAAUUUUUUAGAUACUGCGAUUGAAAAAUCACUCCAGCUGGGGAUAAUUAGGGAAAAAAGGAAAAGUAAAAGGGUUUGGAGUAGAGUAGAAGAGAAGGACAUCAGAUCACGGAGCCUGAGUGCUUGGCAGCGGGGCUUCGGGGGAGAGGGGAGCAGACGUGGGGAGGGGCCUGGCACCGGAACCAGCUCCUGCACCUGUCCCCGUGCCCAAGCCACAUAGCUUUUAAUUGGGCCACCUCUCUGGGCUGGAUGUCACCCUGUGCAGAACCUUGAGAAUCGAAGGUAAGGGGUGGGCAGCACUCACCUAGGGGUCACUGUAGAUUUCGGUCAAGUCCACAGUGCCU